AAGGAGCAUCAAGGAAAGAAUAAAGAACCACGCGGUUCUUUCGAGCCCUGCCUGAAUUCGCAGCCCCCACCUGUGGGAUCAUCGUCCCCCCCGCAUCGCACAGGAUUUCCCAUUGCCAACCCCUGGGAGGCUGCGAGGAAGAGGAAGAUGCCCCGGGACACUGAGGCAGAGCAGGAGCUGAGCAUGGAGAGCAGGGAGGACAAAUGCCCGCGGCAGAACCUGGUGGAAGAGGCCGUUUUGAGCGGCUCCACGGCGCAGGAAGCCAACGGGGAGGAAAAGGCCCGGAGAUGCCGCACGAGGAGGGGCUGCAAACGCAGCUGGCGGGGAUGUGAGGGGGAAAGAGCCAGCCUGGGCCGGGAAGGCGGCCGGAGAUGGAGGCAGAGCUCGGAGCUGGUGCUCCAUGAGCAGCUCCAUGAUGGGGAGAAGCCCCACACGUGCGGGGAGUGUGGGAAGAGCUUCAGGUGGAACUCCCACCUGAUUGUGCACCAGAGGACCCACACUGGGGAACGGCCCUACGAGUGUGAUAAAUGCAGGAAGAGGUUUCAGACCAGCUCCAGUCUCCUCCUGCACCAGCGCACGCACACAGAGGAGAGGCCCUUCCGCUGCCCCGACUGCGGGCAGGGCUUCAGGCAGAACUCCCAUCUUGUCAGGCACCGACGCAUCCACACUGGGGAGAGGCCCCACGAGUGUGAGGAAUGUGGGAAGAGCUUCAGCCAGAGCUCCAGCCUGAUCCGGCACCAGAGGACCCACACUGGGGAGAGGCCCUACGAGUGUGGGGAGUGUGGGAAGAGACAGAGCUCCCUCAUCCGCACCAGGCCAGAGCCCCCACCUGAUUGUCCACCAAUCACAUGGGGG
Molecule: messenger RNA, 855 nt
Organism: Camarhynchus parvulus
Lineage: Eukaryota; Metazoa; Chordata; Aves; Passeriformes; Thraupidae
Product: zinc finger protein 180-like
Exons: 3
Source: RefSeq, a predicted model, not a curated record